Molecule: messenger RNA, 924 nt
Organism: Balearica regulorum gibbericeps (East African grey crowned-crane)
Lineage: Eukaryota; Metazoa; Chordata; Aves; Gruiformes; Gruidae
Source: RefSeq, a predicted model, not a curated record
AUUGAGAACUAUGGCAUUCCUUCAGAUCUUUCUCUGUCUCCACGAGAGAGCAUCCAGCUUUACGACACAAUGGUGAAAGUCUGGCAAGAGUGGCCAAGAGCACAGGAGCUAGAUCCUGAGGAGUUCGUCUCUUUCAAGAAUAUAGUAGUAAUAAAAAAGGCAGAUGUGAGGCAAUAUGAACAGGAACUGAAGAAAGAACUAAGCAAAUGGAUUGUGCUUGGUCAAAGACAGAAGGUGAAUGAACUACUGGAGCACCUUAAGCCAAAACCUGUGGAUUGCUCAGAACAUGAAAAGUGGAAGCGUUUUGCAAGCUUUGUUGAUAAAUUACAUGAGAUGGAUAAGUUGCCUGCCAUAUUUUUUAUAUUUAACAUGGAUUCAGUGGAAUGUGCAGCCAGGAAUGUAUUCCUCAAUUUGCUGAAAAAGCAAAGGAGUGAACAAAACCCUAAUACCAAGAGGGAAAAAGAACGUUUAAUGGACGAACUAAGAAAAGUGAAUAAAAUGCUAAUAAAAUUCAACCCUCAGGAUACCAAAAAGUUGAGCUCCAGUAAAAUGGAAAACAUGGUGGUACUUUUGACUACAAAACAACAGUUACAAAAAAGACUUAAAAGGCUAACUGCUAUCCCUCCUCUGUGUACUUAUGCUGAUCCUAAAGCAGUGGAUGAAGGUACUUUGAGGAAGAUUUUUCAUCGGCUUAGGUUUGAGAGAAGAGGUGAUCUGCAGCAAAUGAUGGCACUGAGGGGCAUUGGGUAUCAUCAUGGAUCUAUGACGGCCAAGGAAAGACAAGUAGUGGAGAUGCUUUUCAGGCUGGGAUAUAUCAAGGUAGUCACAGCUACUUCAACACUUGCUCUAGGAAUCAACAUGCCAUGUAAAUCUGUUGUCUUUGCUGAAGAUUCUGUCUUUUUAGAUGCCCUAAAUUACAGACAG